Molecule: messenger RNA, 3433 nt
Organism: Chiroxiphia lanceolata (lance-tailed manakin)
Lineage: Eukaryota; Metazoa; Chordata; Aves; Passeriformes; Pipridae
Gene: THG1L
Product: tRNA-histidine guanylyltransferase 1 like
Exons: 6
Coding region: 133-1029 (298 amino acids)
Biological process (GO): tRNA modification
Molecular function (GO): tRNA guanylyltransferase activity; magnesium ion binding
Source: RefSeq, a predicted model, not a curated record
GAGCCGCCCCGCGCCCGCCCCGCGCCCGCCCCGCGCUCCGCCCUCCGCCGCCACCACCGAGCGCUCCUCCGGGCCGACCAGAAGGGCUCGGGGCCGCUCUCUCCGGCGGCGCUUUCCGGUUCCGUGCCGGCCAUGCUGCGCUGCUGCCGGGCGGCCGCGGCCAUCGCGGCGGGCGGCGGGCGCGGAACCGGCUCCCCGGGCGGGCGGUGCGGCCUCGCCAUGGCCAAGAGCAAGUUCGAGUACGUGCGGGACUUCGAGGCGGACGACACCUGCCUGCCCGACUGCUGGAUAGUGGUGCGGCUGGACGGCCGCAAUUUCCACAGGUUUUCUGAGCAGCAUGAGUUCAAGAAGCCAAAUGAUGACCGUGCCCUGCAGCUGAUGACCAGGUGUGCCCAGACAGUGAUGCAAGAACUGGAGGAUAUUGCUAUUGCUUAUGGACAGAGUGAUGAAUAUAGUUUUGUCUUCAAAAAGAAGACGAGGUGGUUUAAAAGAAGGGCAAGUAAGUUCAUGACUCACGUGGUCUCCCAGUUUGCCUCAAGUUACGUUUUCUACUGGAAGGAUUACUUUAAGGACCAGCAACUUCUGUACCCACCAGGAUUUGAUGGACGAAUUGUGUUGUAUCCCAGCAACCAGAACUUGAAGGACUAUCUCAGCUGGAGGCAAGCAGAUUGCCAUAUUAAUAACCUUUAUAAUACAGUGUUUUGGAUGCUUGUACAGCGAAGUGGUUUGACACCAGUGGAAGCACAGGACAGGCUCCGGGGAACUUUGGCUGGAGAUAAGAAUGAAAUCUUAUUUUCUGAAUUCAACAUCAACUACAACAAUGAACCUUUGAUGUAUAGAAAAGGAACUGUCUUAAUAUGGCAGAAGGUUAAUGAAAUCUUCACGAAGAAAAUAAAACUGCCAAAGGAAACAGAAGAAAAGGAAGUGGAAGUGACCCGGACUAAGACUAAAGUUGUUCCUCUGCACUGUGAUAUCAUUGGGGACCAGUUCUGGGAGGAAUAUCCUGAGAUUCUGGCUGAGGAUAGUUGAUACCUCUGACAAGUACAAUUGGUAGUUUACAUUUUGCUCUGCUUGGGUUGUUGGCCACUGAGUAAUACGGAUGGUGGCUGGCAGAGUUUAACCUGUAACCCUCUUCAGCAGCUCCGUUGGUUUUAUUACUGUUGUUGCCUGAAAAGAAGACACUGGUGUGUUGUCUGACAUACAAGGCUACGCCCAUAUGGAGAGCUAAAAUCAUAUUAUAUUUUGAAUGUUAAGACUGCUUCCUUGUACAUGUGUAUUUGUAGAAAAAGUGUAUAGAAAUUUCCUGCAUUUCUGUACCAUUUAAAGCGUGAGGUAUUUUACCGAACUGCUGAACCAUAAAAAAGCUUGCAUAUUUGAACAGAAAAUUAUUAAUUUUAUUUUUGUUUCAACUGAGUUGGACCAGAAUACUCAAUUGGCAUAUAGUAUUUGAAUUCAAGGCCAGUGUGUUUGGUCAGAUGAGUGACACACCAUUCAACUGCCUAAUGUCUGAUUCUUACUGAAAGGAAAUGGAGCAGCUCAGCAGUUUCCUGACAGAUGUUAAAAGUUUUUGUCAAAUGUACAGGAUUUUUAUACUUGUAAAAAGUAAAAAUAAUAAUAAUACCUUCUCUGGUAUGGUUUAUCAUGUGGCCUUCCUCAUUCCUGGGAUUUUUACUAGUAAGUGGUGAAAGUUCCAAAAAGUGAAGUUAAUAAAGAUACUGUACAGACUGGAAUUCUCUUAGGACAGGGAUAGACUUUUCUCACUUUCCAUAGCUUGGGAAGUCACCCGUCUCCUACUGGGCAGGAGUGGCAGUAGCAACACAGGGGAACAUUCCUGGUGCCUGCAAAGAGGGAGCCAACAUCAACUUGUACUGCUGUUUUCUGAUUUUCCUGGGAAUGACACAGACAUAGCAGUGCUGACAAUCCGUGUUAGUUAGAGGGAAGAGAGGAAUGUGUGUUGUCUGGUUAAUGCACAGGUUUGUUCUGGUUAACUAUCAGUUAAGACCCUUUGUCAAAGCAGUUAAAUCAUACAACCUCUCAGAGCAGAAAAAUUUCUGCUAAUGGAUAGGGGCUUGGAAUUUGAGGGAAAUAACCUAUUUCAGUGUAGAAACACAGCUAUAAUGACAUAAUAGGUAUUUAUAAGGCUAUUACUACUUCUGACCAUGCUGGUUUCAAACCCAUGGUGCUAGAACAGUAACUGAGCCAGUUGUUACUAAGGGAGAGAUAGUCAGCAGUUGGGACUGGCCAUAAAAAUGGAAAGAAAGGAUCAAAUGUGACUGAGAAGGUCAUGCAGUACAGAGUUCAUUUCCCAUGAAUUCACUUAUCAAUCUACUCUUGUUUCUCCUUCCUGCAGGAAGAACUUGCACAUUUAAGGCAAUGUGCCUUUUGGUGUGUUUUUUUUUUUUAAAAACAGCAGCCAGGUACUGAUGUAAACUACUACUUUGUAGUUUCUUCCUGAGAUUAAACAAUGAGCCUGUGUGUUUAUAAUAGCACAGGGCUUCCCCUUCUGCUGCUCUGUGCUAAUAUUGAGCAGUUAAGAACAAGCAAUGAGAGAAUGUAUUUCGCUUCUAGUUUGUAGAACAGGCCACAAAAUUCCUAGGAAGAGGAUGUGAGUGACUGUGAGAUAAAGAUUCUGAAUGAAUCAUUCUACCAGUCAUUUACCCCUAAGAACUUUUUAUCUGUCUGCGGGUUUUUUGUCUUGUAACGCAAAUGUAACUUACUUGACUUUGAAAUGCCAUUUGUUACUGUCUGGUGCCUGACUUUGGACAUUACAUACAAAGCGGCUGUUCCAGAACUGGUAACACUUCGGAUUUACUCAGACUAAAGAUGAAAAAAAAUAAUUUGGCAGCCAUGAUUUCAUGCUCAGAAAGUAUUAUGUAGGUUUUUUAUCUUAUAUAUUAUGGCCACCUUAUACAUUAUACAACAUAUCUAUGUAUGUACCUUGUGUGUGUGUAUAAAAAAUGGGUCUGUAUAAGUUCUUAUCAUCAGAGUGUUUUCUAAUUAACUCAUCCUUACAAUAAUAUGGAAUAAGCCAACAUGCAGACUUUGGAACCGAGAUACGGAUUGUCUGUACAACCAUGGCCUUUAAUUUGUGUUAAUAUAAAUUCUAGAGAAAGAAACUCUCUGUGGCAUCCUCAUGCAUAAAGUCAUAUAUAUGACUUAACAGCUGUAGGGGAAAAUAAAUACUCCCAAGUUUCAAGCAGCAGCCUGGUGUUGGUGGCACACACAGAUCGACCUGUGCCCCUGUUCUUCCAUGUAUUGCUGUAGCUUAGAAGUCCUGUACUGUGACCCAGUGAAGAAAGAGGGGUUUUCUGUGCAGUUGGGGAAUGACCUGUGACUGAUGUAUUGCUGUAACAGGCGGCAUUAAAUGUACGGGAACCUGUUAUGAAACAUUAAUGGAGGUGGUGAAUCAUUACAGUAAAACCUCUUUGCAGCA